AUGUGGUGGUGGUUGAGCACUGUCCUAGGAUUUUUUGUUUUAUUAGAAAAUAUUGCCAUUGAAAAACCAGCAUACCAACAGAACCCAUUCAUCCCAGGUAACGACAUAUAUGCAGCAAGAAAUGCUGUAGAUGGGCGCAGAACAAACCUGAAGUGGAACGGAGGGCAAUGUGCUGUAGCUGUUAGUGGACAAACCGCCACCUGGUGGGUGAACCUGACAAGCAUCCACAGCAUCCAUCACAUCACCAUAUACUUCUUGACGAAUGAUAAGAAAUUUGAUUCAUCGAAUUAUCUAGCACGGUCCUCUUUGGGAUUUUCGGUGUAUGUCUCCAACACGACAAAUAGACUACAAGGAACACUGUGUUUUAAGGACACCAACUUUACUGGGAGCACCAUACCUGCUGUGUUUAAUACAACAUGUAUCGUGAAUGGACAAUAUGUUAUAUACUACAACGAGAGACUGAAACAUGUUAAAUACCCAGAAGGCUACUCUAAAUUGGCUGAAAGCGAUCUUUGUGAGGUGGAGGUGUAUGGAUGCCCCACCAUUGGGUUUUACGGAUCUAACUGCUCCAUUCCUUGUCCGGACGUCAACUGUCGUUACUGUCACAUAGAGACGGGCACCUGCAAGGGCUGUAAGCCUGGGUACCAAGGUCACCGUUGCGAAUUAAGUUGCCCUCACGGAUAUUUUGGAGAGGAAUGUGCUGAUAAAUGUUCCGAUAAAUGUUAUGGUUGUAACAACAUAAAUGGUCUGUGUGAUUCCAGAUGCCACUCAGGAUGGAGAGGAGAUUACUGUCAUGAAGUUUGCUUACACGGGUUCUUUGGACAGGACUGUUCUGAACAAUGCCACCAAGCAUGCAAUGGUUGUAACCAUGUCAAUGGUUCGUGUCUCUCUGGGUGCAAACAAGGCUGGAAGGGGGACAUGUGUCGUGAAGCAUGUUACGAGGGACUCUACGGUCUUAACUGCAGUGAAAAGUGUGGACAUUGUCAGGACAUAAAACAGUGUUUUCAUCUAGACGGGAUGUGUACAACUGGCUGCGAUGCCGGCUUUCAAGGAAAAUUGUGUAAAACUCCUUGCAACACUGGAUCAUAUGGAAUGAACUGCGGUAAACAAUGCGGACACUGUCGUGAGAACGACUGCCACCAUAAAAGUGGAACAUGUAUAAUUGGAUGUAUGGCGGGUUAUCAGGGAAACCUGUGUUUAAAACACUGCAACAAUACUUUCUAUGGAAUAAAUUGUACACAAAAAUGUAAUAAAAGAUGUAUGAAUUAUAAUUGUCAUCACGAAAAUGGGGAAUGCAUUGAAGACAAAACGAAAAUGUCAACUAUUAUUGUCAUCGUUGGAUUUAUCGCUUUGGCCAUUGUUCUCCUCAUCACAUUUGUAUACAGGAGGUCUCGAUUUAAGACUUUGGAACUACGUACAACAUCUAAUAGAUACGAUUAUUCAACAGAAACGUUUAAUCAAUAUGACGUUACACACAGAAUGCAGAGUAUUUCAACUUUUGACCAGACUAGUAACUUGGAAGAAAACAUGCAUUUACCAGGUCAAGAUAUAACGCUAUGUCUACAGGAUGACUCUUUUGUUAAAGCAAGCAUUAGCAGGGCAAUCAAAGACGAAACUAUUGAAUCGAAUGGAAAUCUACAUGCAGACAAUCCGAUAGAAGAAACUGAAAUCGGAGAUAAACAUAAUUUAGAUAUUGAUAUUACUAAAGUAGAAGAAGUAAUUAAAGAAUACAUGAAAAAUGAUGACAGUGGUUUUAAAGAAGAGUAUGAGAACAUAUCAUAUGGAGAGCAAUACUCGUGUGAAAACGGAAAGCUUCCUGAAAAUAUACCAAAGAAUCGAUUUAAAACAAUAUUUCCAUAUGACCACUCUAGAGUAACCUUAGCAACACGAACUUCUGACUACAUUAACGCUAAUUAUAUUGAUGGAAUUGGACAAGAAAAUGUUUACAUUGCAACACAAGGACCAAAGCAAACCACUGUCAAUGACUUCUGGUUUAUGGUCUGGCAGGAAAAUGUAACACAAAUCGUCAUGUUAACAAAUCUGAUGGAAGGAGUCAAGAAUAAGUGUGCUAAGUAUUGGCCUGACUUAGAAGCAAGCAUGGAUUGUGUGAUGUUCACAUUGAUUACUAUUGAUGAAAGGCGUUAUGCACAUUACGUUAUUCGUAGGCUGAAAAUGACACAUAACCUGCAAAAUAGGAAUAAAACUGUCACCCAUUAUCAUUACACUUCCUGGCCGGAUCACGGUGUCCCGGAUUCGCUUUGUCUUUUACUAUUCCACAAUCAUGUGACAAGAACAAAAAAUAUCAGCGACAGAGGUCCAACUAUUGUGCAUUGCAGUGCUGGAGUUGGAAGAACAGGAACCUACAUAGCAGUUGAUGCCAUGUAUCAUGAAAUCCAAAUGAAUAUCAAAAUCAACAUUGCUGAAUUCGUAAAGAAUAUGAGAGAAAAAAGAAUGAAUAUGGUCCAAACUUAUAAACAAUACAAAACAGUAUAUCUGACUCUCCACGAACUGUUUAAAGCUCAAACUACCAUUGAAAAUACAACGGAAUUUCUACAGAAAUUGCAGGCUGCAAAAACAGAUCAACCGGCAAAUACUUCUUUAAUACGAAAAGAGUUUCAGCUGCUUUUGACAAUUCGGCCUCAGUACACAGAAGCCGAUUACAAAAUUGCGUCCGAUUCAAUGGAUAUGUCAACCUCAAUUCUCCCUUUGGAUGAAUACGUGUUGUUUCUAACGUCAAGCGUUUCCGAACGUGGGAAUUACAUCAAUGCAAUAGCUGUGCCCUCUUUCACCAAACGGGAUAAAUUUAUCAUCACUCACUAUCAGAAUCAAGCGAACGCUGUAGAUUUCCUGCGACUUAUAACUGAUCACGAGUCCGAAGUUGUCGUCUGUAUGGACCCUCUCAGCAGUGUUGAAUCUGCAGAGCAAUGGUUGCCAACUAUAACUAAAGCUAAGAGUCUGAGACCUUUCAAAAUUGAACUUCAGGAAGAACAUAAAACAGAAAUAAGAUGUCGAAAAAUAAGAAUUUCUAACAAAGGGAAAGAAGACAAAGGAUGUUUGGUUGAAUUUGUGGAACCAUUGUAUAGCGUUAAUCUUAAGGAAUCCCAGACGGCUUCUCAAAUUCUUGGUUUGGUGUCAUUGGUAGAGAGAAUUGAAACAGACAACCCAAUAACCGUCGUCAGCAGGGAUGGUGCCGCUCUCUGUGGAGUGUUUUGUGCUGUAUAUAAUCUGAUACAACAACUGACAAUGGACGAGGAGAUAGACAUGUUCUCUGUGGUCAGACUCCUACAAACACGACGCCCUGAGCUUUGUAGCUCUCUGGAGGAGUACGAACUAAUUCAUGAGGCCUUAUACAGAUUCAUAAAGUCGCGAAAAGAAGAACACAUCUACUACAACCAAUAAACAUUAAGUUUAUACAUCGUUCAAAGUAACAUUGUCUGUGACAGAAUCAU
This is a messenger RNA of Magallana angulata, 3449 nucleotides long. Its product is annotated as receptor-type tyrosine-protein phosphatase T-like. Gene Ontology annotation, biological process: protein dephosphorylation. Gene Ontology annotation, molecular function: protein tyrosine phosphatase activity. The coding region runs from base 1 to 3399 and encodes 1132 amino acids. The record is from RefSeq and is a predicted model, not a curated record. Lineage: Eukaryota; Metazoa; Mollusca; Bivalvia; Ostreida; Ostreidae. The transcript has 27 exons.